Molecule: messenger RNA, 912 nt
Organism: Aspergillus ruber CBS 135680
Lineage: Eukaryota; Fungi; Ascomycota; Eurotiomycetes; Eurotiales; Aspergillaceae
Exons: 1
Coding region: 278-595 (105 amino acids)
Source: RefSeq, a predicted model, not a curated record
UUCCUAAUGGAUUUGGCUGCCCGGAUUGCGAGCUUGGGCGUGUUCAGGAUUGCCCUCAGAUUUCCUCCUCUUCUAACCCUCCGCCUGGUUUUUCCAGGGACUGCUUUCGAAGAUCCUUGAAGAUGGGGCAUGCCAGGAAUACGUGCUGUACUGUCUGGGUGGCCCUCCCACAGUGGCAGUUCCCGUCUGGUAUGUCCGGCACCCCGCGCUGAUAGAGGUAGUGUCGGAGCCCUAUCUUUCCUGUGCGCAUCUAUACGAUGAUUUUGCUAAGUGCUCGAUGGGAGACCCUGAUGUAUCUUCAGGACUUUUCUGGUUGGAGCCGGUGUCAGCUCAUACAUUGUCCGUCCAUGUGGGCUUGUCCGCCAGUCAUGUUCCCAUUGUGUGUAUAUUGCUUCCCGGAUUCUGGAUUUUACUGCUGUUCGGAGAAGCCUUUGCUGGACUGGUCGGGGCGCUGUUGCUGCGGUCAUGGCUUCUCCCAUCCUGCCUCAGUGCCCACGGGACAGUCGCCAUCCCGUCGCUUCUUUUGCUGCCUGGUCCGCCAUUUCGUUCCCCCUUAUGCCACUGUGUGAGGGUAUCCAUUGAAAGCUUACUGUGAGCUUGCUUGUAGGUGCUCUAUCAAUAGCUGCUAGCACUAUCUCCAGGACAUAUUGUCCUGACUGCCUGCCCGGGUUUGGAUUGCCCGCAGUGCUGCCUAUCCUGACGUAAUCAACUUCUGUGACUUAGUUAACGAAUAACUCAACUGGUUACUUCUUUCUUCCUUCUGGGAGGUUUGCUACAGAGCGUCCAUCAGCUGCUGUUUCAUUGGACUACUUGUAGGCUGUUAGCAUUACUGGUGCAGAUGUGUUUUUAGGCAUUAACCCCUCAACAUAUAUAGGUUCACCAAGUAUAUUUAUCACUGACGCAGCCAUUCUU